Messenger RNA from Gamsiella multidivaricata, 914 nucleotides. RefSeq lists its product as uncharacterized. NCBI's taxonomy places the organism in Eukaryota, Fungi, Mortierellomycota, Mortierellomycetes, Mortierellales, Mortierellaceae. The coding region runs from base 258 to 830 and encodes 190 amino acids. The record is from RefSeq and is a predicted model, not a curated record. The transcript has a single exon.
GCCGUGGAUGCUUCAACAGCAACCAGAUCCAGUACAUUGAUGGAUACAAGCGCGGCAAGAUCUUGAAGCACGCGCUCGGCAGCGGAUCUGCUUCGUCUGCGAAUGGAGAGGGAGGAUUGAUGGCAGGAAGCAUGAAGAGCGGAUUCAGCAAGAUGUUCAGACUCAAGGCUUGACUCUGCGUGGUUGAGCUUCUGAGGAGUACCUGCAUCUUGGUGGAUCGUUUGAGGGAAGGAUGUGACGGAGGACGGAGGAAGGAUAUGAAAAAGAUGAAUAUCUGUAGGCAGGAUGCGAGUGAGGCCACAGGCAUGGAGCGGAGGAAACUAAGAAUGGAGAUGGAGAUGAAGAUGAAGAUGAAGAUGGAGUUGUUGCUGAUGUUGGCGCCGUUCGAGAUGGUUCAGAGAAGGGUGUUGGAUCAAUGGCGACGAUCCAAGAAGGAACAGUGUGAAAUACAGAGACAUCGAAGACGGCGACAACGGCGACAACGGCGACAUGGGAAUCAAAAGCAGGAAAAAGAACACUAUGGGCUGUGGAGGAGGAGGAGGAGAAGGCCAGGGCUGGAGAGAAGAUUCGGUCGAGAGAGGGAGCAGGGACGGUUUGUGUAUGGCAGCCGUAGUAUCGAUGUGUUUCAGCAGAAGCACACAGAUCAGAUCAAGGCAGCAGUUGCUGUGUCGAUAAUAAAUGAAAUCAAAAAAGCAAAAUCGACUGCAGGUUGCAGACAUGGACCGGAGAACGCUGCACAGGAGCAUGAGGAGGAUGGGGGAGGAAAGAAGAAAAGAAGAAGAGAAGAAAAGAGGAAGAAUGUGCAUUGCAGGAGUUCUUGGGAACGUUGACGCGUUUCUUACUCGUAAACGGUUUGCAUUCCUUUUUUGUAUGGGAUGGAAAUGAAUGACAAAUCAGACGGGGGCUCCAACGGC